CGCCGUUCAUCGUCGACACCCGCGAUCCGUUCGAACGCUGAACGAUCUCGAGGAUCAGGCAGCCGAUUGAGGAGCACGAUUCGACCGUCGAUCACGGUGGAUCAGAGGCUUGAGAGGACUUAACAAUGACGACCUGGGUGAUUCUUCUCGGUCUGGUCUCCCACGUUUUCGGUCAGUUGGACCUACCUCCGUUGGUGGAAGAUGUUAGAAGCGACUACGACAGGCAAUACCCCCCCACCGAUUCUCAGAUCGAGGACAUUCUAGCGAGAUUGGACUUCCUCGGAACCGAAAGAUGCAGCGCCAAUGUCGGCGCGCAAUGGGCCUACGAGACGGACGUGAACGAAUAUACGCAGCUGCAGGCGCUGGAGGCGCAACGAAUAUACGCGGACUUCCAGAACCAGGCCUGGUUCUUGAUCUCGAGGAUCGACAGGAACAAUGUUCGAGAUCCUGCGAUCAGACGACGUCUUAGGUAUCUGUCAGUGGUCGGACCAUCGGCUCUACCGCCGGAUCAGUUGGACAGGUACAAUCGUGUGAUCAACGACAUGCUGGCGGUGUACAACGAGGCGAGCAUUUGCGCGUACAACGAUCCCUUCCGGUGCGGACUGCGCCUGUAUCCAGAUAUAUCGCAGAUCAUGGCGAAAAGUCGGAACUGGGACGAGCUGCAGUAUGUUUGGACGGAGUGGAGAAGACGAAGCGGGAUGAGGAUCAAGGACCUUUAUCAACAGCUGGUCCAGUUGAACAAUGAGGCUGCUCGGUUGAACAACUUUACCGACGCUGCCGAUUAUUGGAUGUUCCCUUAUGAGACUCCUGACCUGCAACAAGACAUUGAAGACGUUUGGGCGAUGAUAAGACCGCUUUACGAGGAGUUGCACGCGUACGUUAGGAGAAAACUGAGGGACUUAUACGGGCCUGAGAAGAUCGGCACUCAUGCGCCACUUCCGGCUCAUAUACUUGGGAAUAUCUGGGCCCAAUCGUGGACCAACAUCAUCGACGUCACGAUACCCUACCCCGGAAAAACAUACGUGGACGUGACGCAGGAAAUGCAGGCGCAGGGAUACACACCGAUCGACAUGUUCCGGGUAGGAGAAGAAUUCUUCCUGUCCUUGAACCUGAGCGUCAUGCCGUCGGAGUUCUGGGCCAGAAGUAUACUCGCAGACCCCAGGGACCGACCUUUGAUCUGCCAAGCUUCCGCCUGGGAUUUCUGCAAUCGUUUAGAUUACAGGAUCAAGAUGUGUACCAAGGUCACCAUGAAGGACUUGAUCACGGUGCACCGCGAGAUGGCACACAUUCAGUAUUUCUUGCGGUACAGUGGACUCCCUCGAGAAUUCAGGGACGGCGCUAAUCCAGGUUUCCACGAAGCAAUCGGCGAAGCCGUCGCCCUCAGCAUCUCGACCCCUAAACACCUGCAGACUCUGGGUCUGGGCAAUAAAUAUAUCGACGAGUCGACAGCCGAUAUUAACUAUCUAUUCGCUCUGGCGAUGGACAAGCUGGUGAUGCUACCUUUCAGCAUCGCGAUAGACAGAUGGCGAUGGGACGUCUUUCGUGGUUACAUCACCAGGGACGACUACAAUUGCCAUUGGCACCGUCUGAUGGAACAAUACGCAGGGAUCAAACCACCUGUUUUAAGGUCAGAAGACGAUUUCGAUCCAGGAUCGAAAUACCACAUCCCAGCGAACAUCCCGUACAUCCGGAAUUUCGUGGCUGGGGUGCUGCAGUUCCAGAUAUACAGGGCGCUGUGCAACGCUGCUGGACAGAGGUAUGUCGAUGAUCCCAGGAGGCCAUUGCACAGGUGCGAUUAUUACAGGAGCCCGGAGGCUGGACGGAUCCUGGGGAGAAUUAUGGAGAAGGGGUCCUCGGUGCCGUGGCAGCAGACGCUUCAAGAAGCCAUCGGCGAGGACAGAUUGGACGCGUCCGCGUUGAGGGCGUACUUCAGGCCCCUCGAAGAUUGGCUGAGAACGGAGAACCUGAGAACCGGGGACGUCGUCGGCUGGUCUUACGACGGGGAUUAUUGCAAGCGCAGCAUCGAGACCGCCGGUCUGCAGGUCUACGGAAGCGGGUUCUACAACGGCGGUGCCGGUUCGACGUCUACGAUGACGAUCCUGCCUGGAAUCGCGACGUUAUUACUGACGAUAUCACGGGUUAUAGGAACGAAUUCGUGGAUCGAGCCUCUGUAG
Messenger RNA from Dufourea novaeangliae, 2174 nucleotides. RefSeq names its product angiotensin-converting enzyme (gene Ance-3). The coding region runs from base 126 to 2174 and encodes 682 amino acids. The transcript has 13 exons. Gene Ontology annotation, molecular function: peptidyl-dipeptidase activity; metallopeptidase activity. The record is from RefSeq and is a predicted model, not a curated record. Gene Ontology annotation, cellular component: plasma membrane. Gene Ontology annotation, biological process: proteolysis. Lineage: Eukaryota; Metazoa; Arthropoda; Insecta; Hymenoptera; Halictidae.